Messenger RNA from Candoia aspera, 2441 nucleotides. It is a transcript of the gene ARF4, whose product is annotated as ADP ribosylation factor 4. Gene Ontology annotation, cellular component: cytoplasm; plasma membrane. The record is from RefSeq and is a predicted model, not a curated record. The transcript has 6 exons. Lineage: Eukaryota; Metazoa; Chordata; Lepidosauria; Squamata; Candoiidae. Gene Ontology annotation, biological process: vesicle-mediated transport; intracellular protein transport. The coding region runs from base 276 to 818 and encodes 180 amino acids. Gene Ontology annotation, molecular function: GTP binding; GTPase activity.
UGUCCGCGUUGGAGCCGGGGCGGUCGUGACGUGGCAGAGAGCGAGCGAAGAGGAGAGCGAACCAGGCUUCCUGGACUCAGACCAGCCUCAGUGAGCGGACGCCGCGAGCUCCUUCCAGCGCCCUGCGGUAGCGUAGCGCCAUCCGGAGAGGAGAGGAAGCGAAGGAAAGCGAACAGGAGGGACCGGCGUUCAGGUCGCUGCUUCUGCCUUCCCCUUCGACGCGGCCAGCACCAUCCCGCUCGUUCCUUGCGCCGCAGCCCCAGCUCGGAGCCGCCAUGGGCCUCACCAUCUCCUCGCUCUUCUCGCGCCUCUUCGGCAAGAAGCAGAUGCGCAUCCUCAUGGUUGGCUUGGAUGCAGCUGGAAAAACCACCAUUCUCUAUAAACUCAAGUUAGGAGAGAUUGUCACUACAAUUCCAACAAUUGGCUUUAAUGUGGAAACAGUAGAAUAUAAAAACAUUUGUUUCACUGUUUGGGAUGUCGGUGGUCAAGAUAAAAUUAGACCACUCUGGAGGCAUUAUUUUCAGAACACACAGGGUCUCAUUUUUGUGGUAGAUAGCAAUGACAGAGAGAGAAUUCAAGAAGCAGCAGAAGAACUGCAGAAAAUGCUUCAAGAAGAUGAGUUGAGAGAUGCUGUGCUGCUUAUCUUUGCAAAUAAACAAGACUUGCCAAAUGCCAUGGCAAUCAGUGAAAUGACAGAUAAACUAGGCCUUCAGUCCCUGCGUAAUAGAACUUGGUAUGUUCAGGCUACCUGUGCUACACAAGGUACUGGUCUAUACGAGGGACUUGACUGGCUGUCAAAUGAGCUAUCAAAGCGUUAACUGCAACUGGAUGACUUUCACACCAAGGACAUGUUUGAUAUAAGUGGUCUAGGCUUGUUACAUCAAAAUUAGCUGCAUCUUGGUUAUUAUACAGUAUCUGGAACUGAUUUGGGCAGGAUAUUACAGCAUUUUUACUUAUUUUGUUGCCAAUUAUUGUUCUCCGGGCUAUAUGUUGCUAAGGUAACAAUAGGCCUGGAUUAAAAAGAAAAACUCCUUAAUUUGGAAAAAGUGUAUCUUCUGAUUUUUCUUUUUGUUGUUAGCCUAAAUGCCUGAAUAUAGUUGUGACUUUGAAAUCUAUUGAAUGCUUAUUGAGCCCCAAUUCAAUUAAGUAUAUUUAAAAAAAAAACCCUUCUCUAUAAGUUACCAGUAUCUUGUUUCAUUCCAUAGGACAGUCUGCUGACUUAAUCUAGCAUUCCAUUUAUAUUUAUUUCUCUCCCUUAUAAAAACACUUCCUAAUAUUGCCAAGAAAAUGCUCUAAAACACUAUUCAAAUCUUCUGCACUGAGGAACAUUUUAUUAACCCCCCUCCCCCAAUUGACCCACUUUUGCCUUUGUGUGAACUCAGCCUGAUAAUACUUACUGUGCUGGUUGCAACAAGCUCAUUGGAGUUUUUAAUAUUCAGCAGAUUGUCUUUUUUUUCUUUUUGCAUGUUGCUUUCAGUAUCAGCCUGUUUUGCCCAGUGUAUAAUAGUUCUGCUAAAGUUUUACUGUUUAUUGGUGAACAUAUCUUCAUGAAGAGAUUUUGAAAAUUCUUCAGACUCGAUGGAUUAAUUUCUUUAUAACCUAUUCAGAAUUAUUCCUAAUUAAAAUGAUACAAAUGUAUAGCUUUGUGUAUGCUCCUUGAAUCUUACGUUUGUGGAACUGAUAUGAAUGUGUGACAGAUUCUUUUUCAAUAAAUGGAGUUUUUUCUGUACCUUGAACACAAACAGAUCUGAAUAGACUUUGAGUUGUUUUCAAUUUGGCAAAAAAUUAAGAUGGGCAGUUAAACUUGUGUACAACAUAACUGAUUAAUCAUCAAAGCUAAAAUCUUGUAAAAGUGUUUUGAAGCUGUAAAUCUAACUCCUUUUAAGAUGUCCAGAUAUGAGCAUACUUAAGAGUUCAGAAUUGUAAUAAAGUACAAACUGCCCAAAGAGUCUGUUUCAUUAAUGAUUUGACAGAACACUGUUUGCUAGUAAUUGUCCUGUGAUUCCCUUCCAUGUGGUCAACUAUUUGAUGCUACAUAUUCUAAUAGCUGCUUAAUAUGGAAACACAGGAACCCUUAUAUAUACUCUCUCAAAAUCUGAAUUUUCUAAUUUCCUUUAAUCUGUUAUAAUCGGCACCCAAAAAAUGCUGCAUUUAAAACUGAAUUUUUAAUUUAUUGAAUUACUUUAUAUUGUUCAAAUAAUUCUCCGAACUGCUAACUUGACAUCAUACAAACAUUAGCUUCAUACUUCAUAAAGCCAUAAUACCUUCUCAGGCUCAUUAUACUUUUGAUGAAUUAUGGUAUUUAAGAAAUCAGCAUACUUGGAGAACUGCCAUCAGUACUUUGCAAACAUGUUGGGUAUGUAAUAGUGGUAUGCAUUGUCCACAGAAUCCAUAUUUCCAUCUACCUCUUCAUCCUAGUUAUUAAUAAAAAUGUUAAGGAA